AGUUGUCCCAUGGGAAUUUAUUUCCUAAAAGCCGGCACUGACCGCAUCUGGGUUCCCGCUUAUAGACUCCUCCGCGAAUUACUCAUUCCAGAAGUCCAUGAUUCUAACCCCUCCGAUCAUUUCGGGGUUGAUAAAACCCAUAAAUUACUUCACCAUUUUUAUUAUUGGCCAUAUUCGGCGUCUGAUGUGCAGAGAUAUGUUUCGGCAUGCCCGACCUGCCAACGCAUGAAGUCCUCUCGACAGCAGCCACUUGGACUACUGCAACCGCUCGAGCCAUCCCAGAAGCCGUGGCAACAUGUGACGAUAGACUUCGUCACAGGACUUCCGGCAGGCGCAAGUGGCAACGGCGCCCUCCUCGUUGUCGUCGAUCGCCUGAUGAAAAUGGCGCAUUUCGCACCCUGUCGAACAACAAUCACUGCAGAAGAAACAGCCAAACUCUUCAUCUCCACCGUUGUUCGUAUGCACGGCCUACCAUUGGCGAUCAUCAGCGACCGCGACCCCAAGUUCACAUCCAAGUUCUUGUAAGAGACAUGGGAACAGUACGGCACCCGCCU
Molecule: messenger RNA, 554 nt
Organism: Closterium sp. NIES-67
Lineage: Eukaryota; Viridiplantae; Streptophyta; Zygnematophyceae; Desmidiales; Closteriaceae
Source: the annotation of a GenBank genome assembly